Molecule: messenger RNA, 1188 nt
Organism: Lacerta agilis (Sand lizard)
Lineage: Eukaryota; Metazoa; Chordata; Lepidosauria; Squamata; Lacertidae
Product: RIMS-binding protein 3A-like
Exons: 8
Coding region: 1-1188 (395 amino acids)
Biological process (GO): neuromuscular synaptic transmission
Source: RefSeq, a predicted model, not a curated record
AUGCUCCGCGGGAUUAAAUCUGGGACCUUCUGCACUCAAGGCAGGCGCUCUGCCACUCAGCUGCAGCCCUUCCCCAAGCAGAAAGGCGGGAGGAGCCCUCUGCAGAGAGCCAGCAGGGAGCCAUGCCGGGCAGCGGGGGUGCUGGCAGGGGGGAAGGCGUCCGGGCAGCCCUCCAGGAGGAAGACGAGGAGGAGGAGGUCCCAAGCUUGGGGUCCUUGGAGCAAGCCCCCCCCAGAAAGCACCGCGCUCGGGCACUGCCAGGUGCCCGCACCACCUCAGUACGGUGUGAGUUACCGUUGUCUCCUGCGGCAGAACCAAGUCCUACUUACAGCGCUGGAGGAGCUGCAGUCCCGCUGUGCCACCCUGAAGAAGGAGAACAGCCUGCUGCACAAGAGCUGCUUCCCAGAGACUCAGGAGAAAGUGAGGCACCUGAAGAGGAAAAAUGCUGAGCUGGCUGUCAUCGCUAAGCGCCUGGAGGAAAGGGCACGGAAGCUCCAGGAAGCCAACCUCAAAGUAGUCAACACCCCGGUUGCGGUGAAGGGCUCCUGUGCGGGACUCUGCAAGAAAGCACUGGCCCGCCAGCGGGCUAUGGACCUGCGCGAGCAAGCCAGUGUGCUGCUGGCAAAGGACAAGCAGAUCAACGCCCUGCAGCAGGAAUGCCAAGACCUGCAGGCCAAAAUCACGUCGGGAAAGGAAGCUUCUUCUCCUUCCCUCCCCCUCCUGGACUUCCGCCACCUGCUCCGAGAGUCGCAGAAGGAGGUGCUGCGUCUACAGAGGCAGAUCGCCCUGAAGAAUUUCAAGGCAUCCCUGGGCUCUCACAGCCAGGGAUCAGGGGACCCUUCCUUGGCAUCAGUAAUGGGCAUGGGGUCCCCUGCACCAGCCCUGCCGGCCUACUCAAAUGGCUUUUCUCCUUCAAGGGUUUCACGGCAGCGAAAUGUGCUAUCCUCUGCAGUGGAGGCAGUGAGAAAGGGCCGGGAUGUCCCACUGCCGGCGGAGGGGUGGAAGGAAACGCGGAUGCCCACCCUCCCGCUUGCUGCCUCCCGAGAGCGGCUCCUCCUCCCCCUCCCUUGGCGGCGAAGUGGUUUAGCCCAGCCGACCAAUCCGCCCAGCCGAGGCCGAGCCGGCGCGGAGCUGUCCGUGGUGCUGAAAUUGGGAGCAGCAGCUACCAAGGGCUUUGCUCGCCUUUGA